This is a messenger RNA of Opisthorchis viverrini, 342 nucleotides long. RefSeq lists its product as hypothetical. The transcript has 2 exons. Lineage: Eukaryota; Metazoa; Platyhelminthes; Trematoda; Opisthorchiida; Opisthorchiidae. The record is from RefSeq and is a predicted model, not a curated record. Bases 1 to 342 code for a protein of 113 amino acids.
AUGAAAAGCAAUUCCUUAUCCGCAUCUAGACUCAUUUUGUGCAAAACUUCUCUCCGUUCGGACGUAAAACCUAAAAUGAACCUUCUGACGCUUUCAACUCUCGUUCAUGACGUAGAGACGGAAUAUACGCUACUGGACUCAACCACCGCAGAUCAGUCACUUGUGUAUAACAGCUAUUGGCCGGAAGCAGUGUCAAAUCCUUCCAAGAGCAAUAUAAUGGGACAAUAUGAAGCAGAAUUACCUCCUUGUCCAACUGAUGAUCCACGUGGACUUGCUCGUCGGCUCACAGUCAGAGAAUUUCGUGUCACGCUUCGUCGAUGUGCUGCGGGUCGGGAUCUUUGA